Molecule: messenger RNA, 1341 nt
Organism: Chanos chanos (milkfish)
Lineage: Eukaryota; Metazoa; Chordata; Actinopteri; Gonorynchiformes; Chanidae
Gene: arrdc1b
Product: arrestin domain containing 1b
Exons: 8
Coding region: 1-1341 (446 amino acids)
Biological process (GO): protein transport
Cellular component (GO): cytoplasm
Molecular function (GO): ubiquitin-like ligase-substrate adaptor activity; ubiquitin protein ligase binding
Source: RefSeq, a predicted model, not a curated record
AUGGGCAAACUCCACGAAUUUGAUAUUACUUUCUCAAAUAACAAAGUGGUCUACAGCCCUGGUGAAUCCAUUUCGGGAACUGUGAAAAUUACCACUGGCAGCUCCCUGCAAUAUAAGGCCAUCAGGGUCAACUGUGUGGGAACAUGUGGCAUCUCCAGCAAGAUGAAUGACACGUCAUGGAUGGCGGAGGAGCAGUACUUCAGCAGCAUGCUGUCUGUGGCUGACAAAGGCACAUUGGCCGCUGGUCAACACGCUUUCCCCUUUCAGUUUCUCAUUCCAGCAUCUGCCCCAACUUCUUUUGAGGGUCCAUUCGGAAAGAUUGUUUACAGAGUGAGGGCAGCUAUAGACACUCCACGGUUCUCAAAGGACUACAAAGCCCAGAAGCCCUUUUACUUACUCAACCUCCUUAACCUCAAUGAGAUUCCAGACAUAGAGCAACCUAGCUACGCUGUGACGACUAAGAAGUUUAGCUACCUCCUGGUGAAAACAGGCACUCUGAUGCUGAAGACACGUAGUGACCUGAGAGGGUACAUUCCUGGACAGGUCAUCAGACUGGCCACAGAAAUCCACAACAAGUCUGGAAAAGACACUGGCUGUGUUCUAGCUAGCCUUAUACAGAAAGUGACCUACAGGGCCAAACGACCAAUCUUUGACCUAAGGACCAUAGCGGAGGUGGAAGGUGCUGGAGUGAAGGCAGGCAAACACGCCGAAUGGCGGGAACAGAUUAUUGUUCCUCCUCUCCCUCAGUCUAUUCUUCCUGGCUGCAGCCUCAUAGACAUUGACUACUUCAUCCAGGUAUCUCUCAGAUCUCCAGAAGCAGUGGUCACUCUUCCCAUUUACAUAGGCAACAUUGCAGUCAACCUGACUCCCUCAAGAGUCGUCCAUCCAAGCACAGGCCCUGGCGGGCCCCUAAUGCCUGCUGUCCCAGGUCCUAGCGCUGGAGGUGUGACCCCUAGUGCUCCUCCCGCUGAGGAGGACGUGGAAAGUGAACUAGGUGCAGGGGGGCUUGCCAGUGAAGAGAUCCCCACCAAGAGCCACUCUCAACAGGAUCCCUCGGGCCAACCUCCCUCUGCGCCCCCUAGAGCUCUCUGUCAUGCUCCAGGGACAGCACCUCCCCAAAACCUGUACCCAGUGGCAGACAUCUCAGCACCUUUAUUCAGUGUGUCCACCGGGGCCACCAUACCAUUUUUUGCUGAAGGGAAUGCCACCCCUGUGCCCACUUCCUGUCCACUCAUCCUACCACCAGAAUACAGCACAUGGGACUACCCACAUGAGCCCCCUCCCACCUAUGAGGAGAGCUGUAGCAGCAACAACUCCAGUUUUAACACCAGCAUGAGUUAG